AACCAGUGCCUCGUUCUCCAUGCAUUCCCAGCUAAAUGCUUCCAACUGCAGCCAGCAGGCUCACCGUCUUACUAUCAAAUUGUCAAACCGUAGAGCAUCUCAAGCAGAUUCACUCUCUCUUCAUUACCAAAGGCCUCUCACAAGACAACUUCUUCAGAAGCAAGCUCCUCCAUUUUAUUGCAACCUCUCUAUCAGGUUCAGGCGACCAUCUCGUCUCCUACGCUCUUUCCCUGUUCAAUCAAAUCGAAGCCCGCAAUACCUUCCUAUGGAAUACCAUGAUCAGAGGGUUCUCUGCAAGUUCCAAACCCGAAAUGUCGUCCGUUUUCUUCGUUAAAAUGCGAGGAGAAGGUGUACUUCCGGACAGACACACAUACCCUCUACUUCUCAAAGCCUUUUCUAAGUCAAAAAUCGGAAACCAAAAUCAGAUUCAUGGUCAAGUUGUGAAAUUUGGAUUGGACUGUGAUCGUUUUGUGCAGAAUUCACUGAUUUCUUGUUAUGCAAAUGGUGGGUUCUUGGAUUUGGCAUGCCAGAUUUUUGGUGAAGUUCCUGAGAGAGAUUCGAUUGCUUGGACGGCAAUGAUUGACGGGUUUGUUAAGAACAAUCGAGCUAAGGAAGGGAUUGAAUUUUUCAUGAAGAUGAGAUCUGAGGGUGUAAGGGUUGAUGAGGUGACUAUUGUUAGCGUUCUCUGUGCUGUUAGAAUGGUGGGAGAUGUUUGGCUUGGGAGAUGGAUUCAUGGGUUUUACGUAGAAUCCGGGAGAGUGAAUUGGGAUGUUUAUGUUGGUAGUGCACUCGUAGAUAUGUAUGCGAAAUGUGGUUGUUGCGAUGAUGCCCGCAAAGUGUUUGAUGAGAUGCCUAGGAAAAAUGUGGUUUCUUGGAGUUCUCUGAUUGCCGGUUAUGUGCAAUGCAAUAGAUUUAAGGAUGCUCUGUUUGCCUUUCAAGAUAUGCUUCUAGAGCAUGUUGAGCCUAACCAAGCUACACUUCCGAGUGUUCUCACCGCUUGCGCACAAUUGGGAGCAUUGGAUCAAGGCAGAUGGGUCCAUUCAUAUAUUGAUAAGAAUAAGAUUGAAAUGAAUAUUAACCUGGGGACAUCACUAGUAGACAUGUAUUCAAAGUGUGGAUGUAUAGAUGAGGCAUUUGUCAUUUUUGAGAAGCUACCUCAUAAGGAUGUGUACCCUUGGACUGCUAUGAUUAAUGGGUUGGCAAUGCAUGGGCAUGCCUUGAGCUCCUUGAAUCUGUUCUCUCGUAUGUUAAUGGAUGGUGUUCAACCCAAUGCUGUCACCUUUAUAGGCAUCCUCUGUGCAUGUUCUCAUGGAGGUCUUGUAGAUGAAGGCCAUAGGCACUUCCGUUCGAUGAGUCGAGUUUAUGGUAUUGAGCCUAAUGUCGAUCACUAUGGUUGUAUGGUUGAUCUCUUGGGUCGUGCAGGCCAUUUGGAAGAAGCAUUGAAAUUUAUUAAUAACAUGCCAAUGCAACCAAGCCCUGGUGUAUGGGGAGCUCUCUUUGGUGCCUGUAUGAUCCAUAAGGGUUACGAUCUUGGUGAAUGCAUAGGAAAACAUCUAAUUGAGCUGCAGCCUGAUCGUUCUGGUAGGUAUGCACUUCUAGCUAACUUAUACUCCAUAUGUCACAAGUGGGAUGAAGCAGCUUAUGUUAGGAUGCUAAUGAAAGGGAAAGGAGUGGAGAAGAAACCCGGAUGUAGUUGGAUUGAAGUGAAUGGUGAAAUACAUGAGUUCAUAGCAUUUGACAAGUUGCAUUCUCGGUCUAAGGAUUUAUACGGGAUGUUAGAUGAGAUCACUAUACAAAUGAAACUUGUAGGAUAUGUGCCGAAUGCUGCAUUGUUGAUACUUGAAGCCAUUAUAGAUUGAAAUAAAUCACUAUAUGCUUCCUCA
Messenger RNA from Telopea speciosissima, 1883 nucleotides. Its product is annotated as pentatricopeptide repeat-containing protein At1g50270. The record is from RefSeq and is a predicted model, not a curated record. The coding region runs from base 36 to 1859 and encodes 607 amino acids. Lineage: Eukaryota; Viridiplantae; Streptophyta; Magnoliopsida; Proteales; Proteaceae. Gene Ontology annotation, molecular function: RNA binding; protein binding. Gene Ontology annotation, biological process: RNA modification. The transcript has a single exon.